Molecule: messenger RNA, 975 nt
Organism: Marmota flaviventris (yellow-bellied marmot)
Lineage: Eukaryota; Metazoa; Chordata; Mammalia; Rodentia; Sciuridae
Gene: C6H6orf15
Product: chromosome 6 C6orf15 homolog
Biological process (GO): extracellular matrix organization
Cellular component (GO): extracellular matrix
Source: RefSeq, a predicted model, not a curated record
AUGCUGGCCCGUGUGGCAGGGAGUCGGGCUCCUCUGGGCCUGCUCCUGGUCUGUCUGCAUCUCCCAGGCUUCUUUGCCCGGAGCAUUGGUGCCAUGGAGGAGAAAGUUUCUCCACACUUGGGGACAAACUUGCCUCUGCUGGGACAACCUUCCUUCACUGGUCCCACCAACUACGGACAUCCUCAGCCGAAACCAAACUCUGAGUCUAAUGACUUAGAGGGAGUUCCUCUCAAACCCAAUAUUCCUCCACCAGAUGGCUCCCAACCUGCAGGAGGAUCUGGGGUGCGGAGGUGGCCUCCAUCCUGGGGGCCUCCUCUGGGGUUCUGGCCCUCUGAGGAUCCUUGGCAGGUGAUGGAUGCUGCAAAUGAGGACCAGCUGGGAGAGAUGCCACCUGAAGGACUGCCUUACCUUUCCAGUGCUGGUGCUGUCCCACUGGGUGGCCGUCCUUUGUCUGUGGCAUCCUCUGCUCACCAGGAAGAGCCCUCAUCUGAGACUUCACUUCUCCAGCAGGACUCAAAGUCAGGACAGCUGCCACGUUCUAACCUGCUGGGAGCCCAGAGACAAGCUCUUUCCCAGCACCCUUUCUGGUCUCUCAUCCAUAGGCUUCUUCCUGGCCUCCCCUGGGGGACCCUGAAUCCUGGUGUGUCCUGGGGAGGCGGAGGUCCUGGGACUGGAUGGGGAACAAGGCCCAUAGCACGCCCUCCUGGAACCUGGGGUAUCCAUAAUCAAUUCCCAGGUAGCAUCUGGGGGAAUAUUAAUCGGUAUCCUGGAAGCAUCUGGGGGAAUAUUAAUCGGUAUCCUGGAAGCAUCUGGGGGAAUAUUAAUCGGUAUCCAGGUACCAGCUGGGGGAAUAUUCAUUUGCGCCCAGGUAUCAAUAAUCGGUUUCCUCCAGGAGUUCUUCAUCCUCCUGGCCUCUCUUGGAACACCCCAGCUGGUUUCCCUAAUCCUCAGAACCCUGAUGAGCAGUGGGAGUAG